AUGAGGAGGAGGAGGCAGGGUAAAUCUGUACAGCAUUAGGUAUCAGAAUCUUGUUCUGUGGUCUGAGAGCAGAAGGCAGAUGACAUCAAACAGAUGAGACGCUCAGCACAUCUGCUCUACAAACUGGACAAACAUCAUUUGUGAAUUUGCAUUUAUGUAUGUACUUAUUCAGGAUUGCUUUUUCGUGCUCUUCUCAGCCAACACUACAAAAACUCCAAACUUUCUGCAACCCGGAUUAAAUCCAAAAGCAACGCCUGUUGAUAUAAAAGAUUCUGAAGAAGCAUCUUCAUGGACUUCCUGCUCAAAAUCAGCAGACUACAUCUCCAGAGACGGAAAAGGUCAGAUACACAGCUCCAGUCAUUUGAAUCUAUUUUAAUCAGCAGUGCUCAGUUCCCAGCAUCCGUCUCAUUUCAUCAUGAUUAUUCCCCAAGGUUGGGGAACUAGGUUGGUCGUGAUGGAGCGGGUGGAGGCUAUGGACGGGUGGUUUGAUUGAAGAUGAAGGGUUAGUCAAUUGCCAAAAACUCAAUUUUUUUUGACUGAUACACACUUUCAAUACUUUAUCAGCUUCUGUUUCACAUGUUACAACUUUAGGCAUAGGUAAACAAGACCCACUUGAGAUUUAUUCAAGAUUUAUAGCGUAAGACACCACCUCACGCAUUCGCACGCCAAUCCAUGAGCGCAGGGAGUCGCCACCACUCAGCUCCCCACCUGCUCUCGCACCUUUCCUCAGUCAAGAGAUCACAUUUGCAACUCUCCAGCUGUCUCUCGUCGGCGUCACAAGCCGACAAAGCUACUAACAGCUGUUUCUCCUCUUUUUUGGAUACUUGUCUCUCUAUUUCUCUCUAAUUCCUUCCAUCUUUUUCCUCACCGUGUCACUGACACCGUAUUCAGUUUGACCCUCUUUGCCAGCAAAAGUGAGAGAGAGCGAGAGGGAGAGAAAUGCCAUCACCACAGCAGGGUCUUCAGCUGCCACACAAGUAGACUCACACAAGUGUUGAGAGAACGAGAGAGAGAGCUAGAAAAGGCCAAAAGGAGGUGAGAGGAAGCAAAUGCGAGAAGAGGAAACAAGAGGAGGCGGAGACGCACAGCUGAAGAAUGUACAGCUUGGGGUCGGGCUCGGAUGCAUCUAGCCGGCACAGGCUCUAGGAGGCUGAAAUGGCCACUCCUCGAGGGUUUUGUGGUCCCUCUCUUCAGCCCAUACUCUUCUUUCAUCUAUUACUCAAUGUAGUGCCUCCCUGCCAGGGACGUCCAUUCUUCGGCCCUCCUUCAGUCAACGUGGCUGUGGUUUUCAGUGGUUUGGCCCACCACAGUGAGAUCAAGGGCCGUCUGAGUCCAGAAAACUUCCUAGACAUGCCCCUGGAAGUGAACCCCAUCACGGUGCUGGUGAAUGACACUAACCCCAGGGCUUUACUCACACGUCUCUGUCAGACUAUGGCAGCAGAGAACCUCCACGGAGUGGUGUUCGAAGAUGAUGUGGACUCAGAAGCUGUGGCACAAAUCCUAGACUUUAUCUCUUCUCAGACGUCCAUCCCCAUCAUAGGCAUCAGUGGAGGUUCUGCAGUAGUCAUCACACAUAAAGCUGAAGGCUCUACCUUUCUCCAGAUGGGAGCUUCUAUAGAGCAGCAGAUAAAUGCAAUGUUCAAAGUGAUGGAGGAGUACAACUGGGGUAGUUUUGUAGUGAUCACCAGCUUGUAUCCUGGCUACGAGAACUUUGUGGACUACAUCCGCUCCUUCACGGACACCAGUUACUUCCUGUGGGAGCUUCAGGACGUGCUGAGCUUCGAGAUGUCCGUGGGGGCCAAUGACAUCCGCACACGUAGACUACUACAGCAGGUGAACUCGCAAGUGUAUCUAGUGUACUCUUCCCAUGAGGAGGCACAGUACUUGUUCAGAAUGGCCUCUGAUGUAGGGCUUCUAGGCCCCGGAUACAUCUGGAUCAUCCCCAGCCUGGCUGUGGGGAACCCUGAAGUGUCCCCUCCUGACAGUUUCCCAGUGGGCGUCAUUAGUAUUAUCACAGACCGCUGGAGGAAAACACUACGCCAGAGGGUUCGAGAAGGAGUCUCAGUCAUAGUAAAAGGGGUGCACAGUUUCCACAAGUACAGAGGAUUCAUUCCCGAGGGUCACAGUGACUGCAAUAGUCCGGUCAAAUCGUACACCAACAAUUCUCUCUUCAGACAUAUGCUAAAUGUGUCAUGGGAGCAUAAGGACCUCUCCUUCAAUGCUGAUGGCUAUCUCACUAAACCUUCCAUGGUGAUCAUUGCUUUGGAUCGAGAGAGACAUUGGGACAAGGUAGGAAAUUUUGAGGGAGGGAUUCUGCAGAUGCGAUACCCUGUAUGGCCCCGUUAUGGAAGCUUCCUGGAGCCCGUGUCUGACAACCGCCACCUGACUGUUGCCACGUUGGAGGAGAGGCCUUUUGUCAUCGUGGAGAGUGUUGAUCCUGCCACGGGCACUUGUGUGCGCAAUACCGUGCCGUGUCGUCGGCAGUCCAACAGGACUGAAAGUGUAACGGGACACACUGAGCCUUACACCAAACUCUGCUGCAAAGGUUUCUGCAUAGACAUCUUAAAGAAGCUCUCACGCACCAUCAAGUUUUCAUACGACCUUUAUCUGGUCACCAAUGGGAAACAUGGCAAGAUGGUCCGUGGCGUCUGGAAUGGGAUGAUUGGAGAGGUCUUCUACAAGCGUGCAGAUAUGGCAAUUGGCUCUCUUACCAUCAAUGAGGAGCGAUCGGAGAUUGUUGACUUUUCAGUGCCGUUCGUGGAGACUGGGAUUAGUGUUAUGGUGGCCAGAAGCAAUGGAACAGUCUCACCCUCUGCCUUCCUGGAGCCUUACAGUCCAGCCGUGUGGGUUAUGAUGUUUGUAAUGUGCCUGACUGUUGUGGCAAUCACCGUGUUCGUGUUUGAGUACUUCAGCCCUGUUGGGUACAACCGGAGCCUUGUCAGUGCCAAAGCCCCGGGGGGUCCAACCUUCACCAUUGGGAAGUCUGUCUGGCUCCUGUGGGGAAUCGUCUUCAAUAACUCUGUUCCUAUUGAAAACCCCAAAGGCACGACCAGCAAAAUUAUGGUCCUUGUCUGGGCUUUUUUUGCUGUCAUCUUCCUCGCCAGCUACACAGCCAAUUUAGCUGCCUUCAUGAUCCAAGAGCAGUACAUUGACACUGUGUCUGGACUUAGUGACAAAAAGUUUCAAAAACCCCAGGAACAUUAUCCUCCUUUUCGCUUCGGGACGGUCCCAAAUGGCAGCACAGAGAGAAAUAUUCGGAGCAAUUACCCUGACAUGCACACCCACAUGAUAAAAUACAACCAAAAGGGAGUAGAGGAAGCUCUCAACAGCCUUAAGACAGGGAAGUUGGACGCCUUCAUAUAUGAUGCAGCAGUUCUUAAUUAUAUGGCUGGCAAGGACGAGGGCUGCAAGCUGGUCACCAUUGGUAGUGGGAAGGUGUUUGCUACCACAGGCUACGGCAUUGCUCUGCAGAAGGACUCCCGCUGGAAGCGCCCCAUAGACCUAGCCCUCCUCCAGUUCCUGGGAGAUGGGGACACACAGAGACUGGAGACAGUAUGGCUGUCUGGAAUAUGCCAGAAUGAGAAAAAUGAGGUCAUGAGCUCCAAACUAGACAUAGACAACAUGGCAGGUGUUUUCUACAUGUUGCUCGUGGCUAUGGGUCUCAGUCUGCUGGUCUUCGCUUGGGAACAUUUACUUUACUGGAAACUGAGGCACUCUGUCCACAAGUCUGAUCAUUUAGACUUCCUUCUGGCCAUUAGCAGGGGCGUAUACAGCUGCUUUAAUGGUGUUGAAGAUAUUGGCAGAUCUACCAGCAUACAAAAUCCAGAUAUCACGGCCAAUUACGCCCAGGCCAACAUGCUGAAAAUGCUGCAGACAGCUAAGGACAUUGUCUCCUCAGCCAAAGUGGAAAACUCAUUGGAUAAUGCUACCAAGACCAUUGAGAACUGGAGCAGACACAGCGGCAGCCUGCCAGCACGUAUCCCACUGGUGACCACAACUGAAAAAGUUCCUGGUCACUUCUCUUAUAUCACUAACCUCACAGAGAACCACAUACCUCACAUGCAGCGUUCCAUAACUCCACCUUUCACGCAACACAUCAAAACCACUAGCCCACCACCAAUGGUGAACCACAGAGUCUUAACACGGCCCACUCCUCUUCGCUACACCCUUCCCCCCAGGACUAGGGGUCUCUAUGACGGUAUGCUUCCAGUAUCCAGUCUGAGCACACCUCAUCUAGCCAUGCAUGAACCUCCAUCCGACCCUGCAUCUUCCUUUGUUCCAUAUAGGGACUUCUACUCUGAACACCAUAAGCCUUGUCACAGCGAUUUUUCAGAUGCCAUCAAGCGAAAAAAGAGACCCCAGAAUCUCAUGGUGGAGUCCAUGGAUCUGAGAGGGCUUCACGAUUAUAAAGACCAAUCAACGUGUCAUAACGAUGCAAACAGUUUUGCUGAAAACCACAUAUCCUCAUCCUACAGCGAAAAUCCUUUCGUAGUAGCAGACACAGCUUGUAAUCCCUGUUUCAAAACGUACUUUGACUCCGCAUUCGAUGAUAUACCUUUGAUAGGGAAAAGGAAGCUUCAUCGCAGACCUUCAUUCCUGAAAGCCACUUGGGGCCCCGACAGAGUCCGGUUACCAGGUGACGGACCCACCGCGACAGCCUCCCCACAAGUAACUAUACCUGACCUGUUCCCUUGUGUGGAUGUACAUGGACGGGUGAGGAACACCCUGUGUUACAGCCAACCGAUGGAUCACAACUACCUUCAUGCCGUCCGGCGAAACUCCAGGAAAAGUCCGAAGUUCAGACACAGUCAGUCCACAAGGCUUCCCUCCUACAAGGAGGCAAUUUUCCACAACAUGGCAGCUGUCAGAAGGGCAUCCACUUUGGUACACAGACCCUACUCCUACCCAGAGCUGCCAGUCUACCAAAGCCCACUGUCAUAUGGACCUGCCGAAUUAUGCAACAUCUUUCCCUGCAUGGGACAUCCCAGUGACAGUGUAUAUGGAGGGUAUAGGGCGCCCACACACCUACACGAUGACCAUCUAGUGCCUGUUCCAGGCAGCAGGUUGGUUCAUAGCAGUCCUGUUGUGCCCAUGACAUGGGGCAGAAUUUCCAGUUUGGAAUCAGAGGUGUGAACUUAUCGUUCCAUGUGCCAAUUAUGAACUAUUUGCCCUAUGAGUUUCUAUUGACCAAUAAAAUGACUUUGCCUUUAAAUAAAGCAG
This is a messenger RNA of Carassius auratus (goldfish), 5220 nucleotides long. RefSeq names its product glutamate receptor ionotropic, NMDA 2C-like. Gene Ontology annotation, molecular function: ligand-gated monoatomic ion channel activity; signaling receptor activity. Gene Ontology annotation, cellular component: membrane. The coding region runs from base 1156 to 5133 and encodes 1325 amino acids. Lineage: Eukaryota; Metazoa; Chordata; Actinopteri; Cypriniformes; Cyprinidae. Gene Ontology annotation, biological process: monoatomic ion transport. The transcript is spliced from 13 exons. The record is from RefSeq and is a predicted model, not a curated record.